Messenger RNA from Porites evermanni, 4973 nucleotides. The record is from the annotation of a GenBank genome assembly. Lineage: Eukaryota; Metazoa; Cnidaria; Anthozoa; Scleractinia; Poritidae.
AGCAAUGAAAUUAAAUCAAAAGGAUCUGAAGAUAAAAAAGGGACAACACGACCUUUUCUGAGACACAGAUUCUUGUCCAGGGAUGAAGAGGUGCAGAAAAUACCUGGUUAGUUGUUCUUUUUCAGCUUCAGGAAUAAUGGCAUUCUUAUACAGCUGUAGUUGAAAAUGAGAUUCAGGUUAAAAUGGCGCCAACCUAGUUUAAUUUCCAAAUUCCCUUGUCUUUCUACCCUAAUUAUUGAUGAUUAUUAAUAAUGUAAUCUUCUAAUCCUAAUCAUUCAUGAUUAGAAAUAUGAAAGAUCAUGAGAAUUUAAGGGAAAUUGAGAAUCAAACUAAGUUGAAACCGCUUUAUCUUGUAUUCGAUCUUGAACCACAACAAUACCAGAAUUGGCAAAGCACAAACAUUAGGUUAUAAAAGUAUGUAUAGAUUCAAAAGGUGACAUUUUAGUGCUGGCCCCUCAGAGUGAAUAUCUGAAAGAUACAGUGUAAACAAUUAUUGUAAGCCGUGGCGAUGGUCAUCAAAUUUACCAAAGGUGUGUUGAAAGAGUUAUUCACGAUUCUAGUAAUGCGGUCUUAUUAUCUGCGUGGUACGCAACCUUUAACCCAAACUGUAAUAUUUUUUGCCUUUUAGAGAGGGUUCAAGUCCCAGAGGAUGAGAACUUUCUGGAUGUGUUUGUUUGUAAUAUUCACAGCACGGACAACAUCUGUGUCAAUCUUUCAGGAGAAGAAUAUUCAGUGAGUAUCCUCUUAAACUUAUUGACGGGAAUGGAGGUUACUGCCAAUAAGUUUCUUUUGUUGGCAACAUGUUUCCUGAAGGAGUUAAAGUAAUAAUUAUUAUUUGAUGCUCAAGUGGUGAACGUUUGACAGUUAUUACUGUGAAACACAGAAUGAUGAUGUGAACUGCAGAAAUAUAAGUUUAAUGGAAGAUAUCGUUCAUGUCUUCAAUUAAACUUGUAUUUCCACAAUUCACAUCAUCACUCUGUGUACUACUUUCAUGGGUUAAGAUGAACUCAGCAAAUUGGCCUGCUGCCAAUGUAUAGGUCUUCAUAGCUCAAUUGGUUAGAGCACUGCAGCACUAACGCAGAGGCCAUGGGUUUUAAUCCCGUUGAAGUCCCGGAAUUUUUUUCGGGUUAAACUGCAAUUAUCACUGUGACGAUCAUAUCUUCAAUUAAACAAUUCUUACUGCGUUGUUUAGGAGAAACUGACAGCCUUGGAGCAAAGUAUGCUGUGCCAUUAUGAAGAACCUAGCUCUGAAGGUCAGAUCUCAUAGUAAAGUAGCUCUUCUUGUAAAGUUGGGUUAAUUUUGAGCACCCUAGUAUUUUCUUUGAAAAUUGAGUAUAGAAAAAAAUCGCCUCAGACUUGGGCAUAAGUGUCUUGCUAGGCAGCAAUUGGAAGAGCGAGGAGCAUUGCCCAUGCUCAACACCACCAAUGGCUGUCCAGAAUCUGCGUGGUAGUACAUUAAUUUUGAGUGCUCCAUGCAAUAAAUUGGAUGUAAAUAUGUUGUAUCCAUGUCGAAGAGAUCACACCAGUUUUUGUACUCAAUUUUUUUUCAUACUGACUGUAAACUUCAGAUAAAACUAAAACAUUUAAUAAUAUAUACACAAUAGAAAACCUGUCCUAGGCAGACCUUAGACAGGGUUUGCAUAGAGUCUUGAAUUCUCUAAAAAGUCUUGAAAUAUGCCCAGCAGUUUUCCAGACCUAGAGAAAGUCUGGAAAAUAGAGAUAAAGUCUUGAAAAAGUCUUGAGUGUUUUUUUAUUUCAGAGCUACAACAAGUGCUUUAUAAGUGAAUUUUUUUUGUUUUGGUCACAUCUUAUUCAGUCUCGCCCGUACGUUUGCAGCGCAUCAUGAAAAAAGCUUUGUUCCUGCGUUUUUCAAGGUCUCUAUUGAUCUGCUUUUUGAUAACCUAGAGUCUGGAAAAAGAAAUUAUUGUUUUGGGAAAAAGUCUUGAAUUUUGAAUCAAAAAAUCCGUACGAACCCUGUUUAGAGAACACUGACAUUGAAGUGGGAAUUGAAGUCACAACUAAAAGAAAUUUUAUUCCGUUAAAAUCUCCCCAUUAUGCCCCUAAAAAUACACCAAAUACUGAUUACCAGAAUGUAUAUUACAGUUUUCAUCGUGCUGACCCAACCUAGUGUUUGUUUUGUUUUGUGUUUUUUUUUCUUUAGAAAUGCCCAAGAUUGUCCCUGGAUGUAUUUUUGCCAUAUAUUCCAAAGAAAUCCAUUCCGAGGGUCUCUGGUAUCGUGUCAAAGUCCUCAAAGUCAAGGGAGACACUGCGCACAUUGAGUAUCUGGAUUAUGGGGACACAGGACAUGUACCUACUUCAAACUUGCGAAGUAUUCCAUCAAGAUUCUUAGAAUUACCCUUCCAGGUUUGUAGCAUGAUUCUUGCUUAUUUUUCUUUCAUUUGUAGACCUAUUUUCUACAUUGUUUGAAGGAUGAUUCUGUUUGAUUUGUUAUGAUCUUGGUGAAUAGAGCGAUUUUUGUAUGACCUUAAAAUGAAAACGCGCAGACAAAAUAGACACAACAAACGAACGGAAAUAGAGCGAUUUGAUUGGUUUAUCGAACGGACACAAACGCGUGUGGCUUUUGGUUGGUUAAGCGAACUUUCGGGUGAGAAACCUUCAUGCCCGAGAACUUUCUAGAAAUCAAUUGAUACUUCGCUUUGACGUCAUACUGCUACACGAUUGGCCAAUCGAACAAUGCCUUCUCCAUAUUAGGGUUGUCUUUAGCGGGAAAACGAAGAGUUCAUGUUUUGAUCGUUUCAUCCAUUGGCUAAUAAAUCAAAUAUAGUUGACUCCCGAGAACUCGAACCAUCAAGGGAAAUCGAAAAAGGUUCGAGUUAUCGGGAGCUCGAAAAAAAUAGCCGGGAGUAAGGAAAAAAAACAGUUUUUACUGUAUUGUGAACAUUUUAAUCACCUUUUAUUGUAGAAAUGUCAAGUGAAAAUUAAAAGAUACCUCUAGAUUAUAAAUUAGAACGUAACAUAACAAAACCUUGCUUAAAUAGAGCAUGCUUUUUACUGUUUUGAGAAGUAGAAGCUGUUUCACGUUAGAUUUGUGACAAACAACAUCAACCUCCAUUAGUAAAUUAUAUGCCUACAACACGUCAAUGGGAAAUUCAAAAUUCAAUGUUUGGGACGCCAGUAGGCUUUUUUUUCCUGACUUUUAAGGGCUCAAAACAUGGUUCGAGUUAUCGAGGGUAAAAUUAUGUUGAAAUGAUCUGAGGGGAAACAAAAACUACUUCGAGUUAUCGAGGGUUCGAGUUACCGAGGGUAAAAUUACAGUAAAUGUAUGACAGAAAUCCAGGGGAAAUCGAUAUUGGUUCGAGUUUGCGCGAGGUUCGAGUGAGCGAGGGUUCGAGUUAUUGGGAGUCAACUGUAACGAACACUUACGAAACCAUUUUUUAAGGCCAUACGAAAACCGCUCUAUUUUAAAGGUAUUUUUUUGUUCGCUUCUUUGUUUCUUUUUCAAGGCACUGACUAUCAGUCUAAGUGGGCUUCCAAAGACAAAAAAUGCGGAGGUUAUUCUUAAAUUAAAACAAAUGACACUCAACAGAGAUCUUGUGGCAGAAGUCAUAAAUAUGUGAGUACCAUUCUUUAUGGUGUUGUUUCAAGUUAUCAGUGUAUAUCAGACAAAGUACCAGACAUUUGUGGCCUUUUUUUUUAACAAGUUGCAAUGUAUAUGUUGCAAUUUGUCAGCUUCAUAUUUUCAAGCCUACUGUACCAAGGACCAGGAUCGUAAUGUAGGAGUUGCUCGGAAGGUCUCUCCUGAUUGGUCGCACAAAACAAUGACAUGUCAUUCUUCCAAUUGUUUUAGUAUUUUUUGGGGUCAGGGAAACGCACCACUGGUGACUUCUCUUCCGAGCAGCUGCUACAUGACUCUCCCAGGGAAUUCGGUGUUUGAGCAAAUCGGAUUUUAGUAUACAAUGCCUACCACCUACCACACUUUAUCUUUCACUGUUUUGAGAACGUAUUUUAUUGAGAGUCUGAAAUUACUGUAAAAAAAAAAAAAUUUAGUUCGUUUCUCAUUAUUUCCAAAGCCAUAAACUUAACCUUUAGUAGCGCUACUUUGUUAAAGUAUAAACCACGAUGGCUACUUUUCUUUACCAAUUUGGCACACUGCCUUAACAAAAAAGUGAAACAGGGGGAAGUGCUCUUUUACGGUUUCCUUUCAAUGUGUACAUUUAUCUACAGGAAUUGUAACACAGUGUCAGUUGAACUGUGGGACACUUCAAAUGAAGGUGCAGACAUAAACAUCAACAGAUUACUACGAUCACUGGUCAUUCCAGACGAGGAAAUGGUUCCAGUCUUACCAAAGGUAAGAAAUUGUAUAAAACUCCAGUUAACUUUAAAAUUUUGCACUGUGCGCAGUUAGCAACAGCUCAACGAGGCGAACAGUUGUGGCACACAUAUGAAUAGCUGAUGCAUUUCAUAAGGUAANGAAACGCACCACUGGUGACUUCUCUUCCGAGCAGCUGCUACAUGACUCUCCCAGGGAAUUCGGUGUUUGAGCAAAUCGGAUUUUAGUAUACAAUGCCUACCACCUACCACACUUUAUCUUUCACUGUUUUGAGAACGUAUUUUAUUGAGAGUCUGAAAUUACUGUAAAAAAAAAAAAAUUUAGUUCGUUUCUCAUUAUUUCCAAAGCCAUAAACUUAACCUUUAGUAGCGCUACUUUGUUAAAGUAUAAACCACGAUGGCUACUUUUCUUUACCAAUUUGGCACACUGCCUUAACAAAAAAGUGAAACAGGGGGAAGUGCUCUUUUACGGUUUCCUUUCAAUGUGUACAUUUAUCUACAGGAAUUGUAACACAGUGUCAGUUGAACUGUGGGACACUUCAAAUGAAGGUGCAGACAUAAACAUCAACAGAUUACUACGAUCACUGGUCAUUCCAGACGAGGAAAUGGUUCCAGUCUUACCAAAGGUAAGAAAUUGUAUAAAACUCCAGUUAACUUUAAAAUUUUGCACUGUGCGCAGUUAG